UGAAAAUUCACUCUUCAGAAAUCAGAACCUUACCAUCAACCAAAAUAAACCUUAGCUAACCUCCACCACUGCCGCCGCAAGGAUUGGGAUACUGCCACCAUCCGUCACACUCAGGAGCUUCCCCCUUCAUCUUAUCGGCGUGCUCCAAGUCUCCAACCCUUUGUUCGCUCCCCUCACCGAGCACAGCUUCUUCCUCGACGUCAGCUCGGCGUCCGUCGUCUUCGUCUGCCCAGUCGCGCUUCCGCCGCCGUCCGUCGCACUCAAGAGCUUCCGUCCUCGUUUAGUGCUCGUGCUUCGAGUCUCCAACCCCUCUGCUCGUGUGGUCCUCGUGUGGUUGUCAUCUGGUCUUCAUCUGGUCACCGUCGCGCUCAACUGCUCUCAAUGAUACUCUACACAUACUGCUCGGAUCGAAGUGUAAUAUUCUAAAGACAGUUCUUCAGGAUGCAUGCACUGGGAGUUUCUCCUUUACUUAUUGCUAAAACAUUUCAAGCAAUGGGAAUUCCAUCAAGCACACGAAGCACUGUGGUGUGUGCUGCAAAAGGUCCAAGGCCACGCUAUCCACGAGUUUGGAAGACCCAUAAAAGAGUUGGGACCAUUAACAAGGCUGCUAAGCUUGUUGAGACUAUUAGACAGCUGUCAAAUGUCAAAGAGGAAGUUUAUGGUGCUCUUGAUUCCUAUGUUGCUUGGGAAUUAGAGUUCCCUUUAAUUACUAUGAAAAAGGCACUCAAGACUCUAGAAGAUCAACAAGAGUGGAAGCGGGUAAUACAGGUAACAAAGUGGAUGUUAAGCAAAGGUCAAGGUAGGACUAUGGGAAGCUAUUUCACAUUAUUGAUUGCAUUAGCAGAAGAUGAUCGAAUCGAUGAAGCUGAAGAGCUUUGGACAAAGUUAUUAAUGCAGUAUAUGGAAAGCUUGCCUCGUAAAUUCUUUGAUAAAAUGAUAUCUAUCUACUACAAGAGAGGCAUGUAUGACAAGAUGUUUGAGGUUUUUGCUGAUAUGGAGGAGCUUGGUGUUCAUCCUAAUUUGACUGUCGUGCAAGUGAUUGGAAGUGUCUUUAAGGAGGUGGGCAUGUUGGACAAAUAUGAGAAGAUACACCAAAAAUAUCCACCACCUAGGUGGAAAUAUAGAUACGUCAAAGGAGGGCGCCGUAUAAAAGUCAAGGUGUCUGGUCAACCUUAUCAAGGCAACUACAGAGAAGGGAAUGAGCAUGCAAAUGCGAAUGGUGAACCAAAUUUGGACUUAGACGACAAUGAUACAUCAGAAGAGACUUCAGAGUUAGAGGAAGUUGAUGAACAAUUCAACCAGGACGCUAAUGCAAGAACCAUGGAAUCUAAACAAAUAUCAGAUGAUUCAUUUGAGACUAAGGAAUCAGUUUUGGAUGUAUAAUAGUUGGGGAAAGAUGAUUUAAGAUCUUGUGAGUUUCCAUUGGCAGUUAUUUCUGUCAUAGUUGGAAUGUAUUGUUUACAUGCCUCUAUCAUGGAAGGAUGGAAAGUGUUAAGGAUAUAGAAUGGAGACACUCUUGGACAAGAAGAGCAUGCUUUUGAAACUAAGGUAUUCUACAUGAUUAUAAUGAAAAACCAAGAUGUGAUUUUCUUCUCUA
This is a messenger RNA of Arachis duranensis, 1597 nucleotides long. Its product is annotated as pentatricopeptide repeat-containing protein At4g21190. The record is from RefSeq and is a predicted model, not a curated record. The transcript has 6 exons. NCBI's taxonomy places the organism in Eukaryota, Viridiplantae, Streptophyta, Magnoliopsida, Fabales, Fabaceae. Bases 442 to 1383 code for a protein of 313 amino acids. Gene Ontology annotation, molecular function: protein binding.